Molecule: messenger RNA, 2139 nt
Organism: Dictyostelium purpureum
Lineage: Eukaryota; Evosea; Eumycetozoa; Dictyosteliales; Dictyosteliaceae
Exons: 4
Coding region: 1-2130 (709 amino acids)
Biological process (GO): lipid metabolic process
Source: RefSeq, a predicted model, not a curated record
AUGUUAAAUAAUGAAUCUGAAACAUAUCAAACAAAUACGCCCCAAAACAAUAAAAUAGAAUAUAACCAAGAAAACAAUAACUACAAUAAAGAUCUUUUAAUAAAAAUGGAUCUAUCAACAUCUUUAUCAGAUAAAAAAAAAUUAAAUGACAACAAUAAUGAUUCUAUAAAUAAUAAUUUAGAUAAUAAUUUAGAUAAUAAUAGGGAUAGUAACAAUAUAGAAUAUAAUAAUAAUAUUAGAAUAGAAGUUGACAAUAUAGAUAAUAAUGAAGUUAUGGAUGAUUUAGAAAUUAAAAAAGAAGAAUUUAACUAUAGUGGCAAAACAAAUGAUGAUUUUCAAUUAACAAAAAGAUAUAUAGAAGAUUUAAAUGAUUUCGUUAAAAUUGAACCACCAUAUGUUUCGAUUGAUGAUUUUGAAGAAGAGGAACGAAAAGGUUUAUUAGACUCUCCAAAUAGUAAUACUACAACAACAACUACAACUACCACAACAACUACAAAAACAACAUCAUCAACAACCAAUGGAACUGUUACAAAUUUUUUUUCAAAGGCUGCAAAUACAUUUUCAUAUAUUAAUAAUUUUAUAAAAUACUCAAUUAUAUCAGAAGAAACUGAAGAGGCAUUAGGUCAUGUAAAUUCAUUAUUAAAUCAAUUAUUUAAAGAUGUAAAAUAUAGCAAACUUCAAAUUAUGUUAGGAUUAUCUUUAUUGGAUAGCUACUAUUCAAACUCACAUAUUACAACUGGAUCAUUUGUUCAAGAUAAAACAUUUCUAGAUAGAGCAAACUAUUAUAUGAAAUUUGCAAGUGCUACAUUUGGUUGGCAAUAUGUAUAUGGUUAUUUAUAUAGCAAAAAAGCAAAAGGUGUAGCUCAGGGUGUAGCAAAGGGUGAUAAUUUAAAUGAAAAAGUUCUUUGUGAAUAUACUGGUAUUUCAAAGGAAGAUAUUAUUCUAACAAAAUGGACAAGUACAAAUUAUGAUCCUGGUCAUUUUAUUUGUUUCGACCAUAAAAACAAAUCCGUUGUCCUAUCUAUCCGUGGUACAUUUAGUGCACGUGAUGUUUUAACAGAUUUAGUCGCAAACCAAACUCCAUUUUUAGACGGAAAGGCUCAUACUGGUAUGUUAAGAUGUGCUCAAAAAAAGUUUAGUGAACUGACUCCAAUCAUUUUAGAGAAUUUAAAGAAACAUGAAGGUUAUGGUGUAAUUAUUGUUGGUCAUAGUUUAGGUGCCGGUGUUGCCUCCCUAUUUUCAAUUCUCUUCAAAAACAACUAUCCAGAAAUACCAAUCCAUUGCUAUUCAUUUGCAACACCAUGCGUUACAUCAUCAGAAAUAGCACUCUCCAUCGAAUAUAGAUCUCUCAUUGAUACAUUCGUAUUCAAUGAUGACAUUGUACCUCUUUGCUCUAUAUUGGAACAAAAUGAUAGUGUUUUCAACUUAAUUCUUCAAACCAUUUCAGCAGGUAAUCAAUUAGGUGAUGGUUUAACUCAAAAGAUGGAAAGUUUUUUAAAAUAUAAAAGAGAUAUCAAAUUAAAAUAUGAAGAAUUAAAACUAACCGAUCAAUCAAUGUUACCACCUGGUAAAGUUUAUAGAAUUUAUAAACCUGGCGAAAGUAUCAAUUAUGUAAUGGAAGAAUCAAAUCCCUCAUUCUUUAAAGAAAUUAUUAUUUCAAAUACUUUAUUAUCAGAUCAUAUGCCUGAUAAAUAUGAAAUGGGUUUCCAACUAUGUAUUGAAAACUUAAAUUCAAUUAAUCCAUUUGCAAAUAUUGAAAAGGAUGAUAUAAUAAUUUUAAAUAAUAAUGAUGAAUUUGAAAAAGAUAUUGAAGAUCAAUUAGAUAAAGGUAUAAAAGAAUUUGAAAAAGAAUUUAAUAUGCAACAACAACAUCAAAGAGAAAAAGAAUUUGAAAAUAAAAAUCCAAAUAAAAUAACUUUAGUUACACCAAAUGAAAUAAAUGAUGAAAAAAAUUUAAAUACAACAAUACCAUUAACAACAACAAUAAACAAAGAAAAUAAUAAUAAUAAUAAUAAUAAUAAUAAUAAUAAUAAUAAUAAUAAUAAUAAUAAUAAUAAUAAUAAUAAUCAAGAAGAAAAUAACAAAGAAAGUUUUUUAGAAAAAAUUUGGAGUAAUAAUCUUUUUCAAUAAAAUAAUUUU